Pseudocercospora fijiensis CIRAD86 is the source of this 582-nucleotide messenger RNA. RefSeq lists its product as uncharacterized. NCBI's taxonomy places the organism in Eukaryota, Fungi, Ascomycota, Dothideomycetes, Mycosphaerellales, Mycosphaerellaceae. Bases 1 to 582 code for a protein of 193 amino acids. The record is from RefSeq and is a predicted model, not a curated record. The transcript is spliced from 2 exons.
AUGACAUCGACUAGCAUAGUAGCACUGCUUCUCGUAUUGACAGCAACGACAUUGGCACAAAGCACAGUCUUCGUCACGCCAGUACCCGUCUCUGAAACAUCAGAUGGACCGACAUCAACCCUCGACUCCAGCUCCGCAACCUCUUCAUCAUGCACGAUCUGCGCAGACUACGUCAACGAUUGCGGAAUAGAAUACGGAGGCUGUUUCGAAGCAUGUUCUGGCGAACCCUGGCCUUCUUUCACUCCACCACCAUGUCCUACGAACAGCACCACCACACCCAGCAGCAUUGGCUAUCCAGACACAUCAACGGUAACCACUUCAAAUACAGCCAGCACGAUUACCUCCGCUCCCGUCUACCUCUCCCCAUACGGCAGUAACUCGACCUGCGACAAAGUCAUCUGCGUCGACUACAUCAACACCUGCGACAUCAAAUACGGAGGCUGUUUCCCAGCUCUUCUUGUAGACAUUACCCACCUUCCAUCUGUCGUGACUACCUUCCACCUUCCACCUUCCACCUUCUACCUUCUACCUUCUACCUUCUACCUUCCACCUUCCACCUUCUACCUUCUAUCCCAUUCUUAG